Oldenlandia corymbosa var. corymbosa is the source of this 3507-nucleotide messenger RNA. NCBI's taxonomy places the organism in Eukaryota, Viridiplantae, Streptophyta, Magnoliopsida, Gentianales, Rubiaceae. The record is from the annotation of a GenBank genome assembly.
CCCAAGUUGUUGGGCUCCAAAUGCCUAUCCUCCAGACCCAUUAAACUUCUUUAACCAACCCACAAAUUUUUCCUCAAAUAAAGAUAAAACAAGAAAAAUGUUCAUCUCACACAGCUUUGAAUUCAUCAGUCAUCACCUUUCACCAACCUUUAUCAUCUUCACCAACUCACACAGCUUUGACCCGAUUGCUCCUGUUACUCGGAUCUUACCACUGAAACAGCAGUACUAUAGUUAUAACAUCGAAAGGGUUCUGAUUUUUCGAUCCGGGUUGCAAAAUUUGCACCUUCAAGGGUGUAAGGCUCCAAGUAAUAGUUGAAGCUACUGACAAGGUUUUGCAAAGAUGACUCUGUGGGCAAGCUUGACCGAAUCCAUAUUCCACUAUACCGGCUUAUCACCAGCUGCAUUUUUCACUAUCCUAGCAAUAAUGUUCGUUACAUACAAAAUAGUUUGUGGCAUGUUCGUGGCAGCCGGGGAUUAUGUGGAGGUGAAAAGGGCUAAUGAAUAUGUCGUCCGUGAACCCGUACAAAUAGGAGAUGUGACUGAGGAAGACUUGAAGGCAUAUGAUGGGAAAGAUCCUAAUAAACCUUUGCUCAUGGCCAUCAAAGGACAGAUCUAUGAUGUCUCUCGUUCAAGGAUGUUUUAUGGUCCUGGCGGGCCCUACGCCUUGUUUGCCGGGAGAGAUGCAAGUCGUGCGCUAGCUCUCAUGUCAUUCGACCCCAAAGACCUCACCGGAAACAUUGAUGGUCUCAGUGACGCCGAGCUUGAAGUUCUGCAGGACUGGGAAUAUAAAUUCAGGGAAAAGUAUGUGCAGGUAGGUCAGCUUGUUUCACACCAAACAACUAGUGAGGCGUCUGAAUGAGCUUGUAUGUUGACACCCCCUCUUUCACCACAAAAAAAAAAUAAAAAAAAUAAAAAACGUCCAGAUCAAGGGACAGAGGGAGUAAUAUUUGGGGUUGAGUUUUCAAAUGAGUUUUAAUUCCACGCAGAAAUCGAGCUUGGCUUGUUUUUUUAACUACAAAUCUAUUCAUUUAACAAACCAUAUGCAACAUGAAAUGAAAGAUUCGUUUAUAUACUACUAAUAAGUCAGCUAUGCAUUCCUAUAACAAUGAAUUCUCUUAGAUAUUGAUUACUAAAUUCCUGAUCGCCAUGAGGCAUGGAUCAAUAGAACAUUUUUCUUUGCCUAGCAAGAUUUCAAUAUCCUAAUCGCCGGAUACAGAAACAUAGAGAAUAUUGGAGAGGCUCUUACAGUUUAGCCAAUAAUAAUUUAAGAGAAUAUGGAAAGAUUGUAAUAAAUAAAAAAAAUCAAGAUUCGUAAGGAAUGUAAAAGAAGAUGAAAGGAUUAAAACAAUUAUGGUGUUGAAGGAAAAACUUGUGUGAAAAUGAUUAUCAAAAUUGUGAGCAAAAUAACUAGUUAUAUAUGUAGGUUGAUGAUGGAAAUGAUAAAUUCAGAGGAAUUAAGCCAAAAAAAAUAAAUAAAUGAAGAAAUUCAGAGGACAAAAAUCUUUAUUCCUAUUAUUUGAAGUUAUGAAUCAUUAAAUUCAAAAAAUAGAAGAAAAGAAGAGACAGGAAUUCAGAGAGUCUAAUACUCCUUAAAAUAGUUAUGUGACUGCUCAAAUUUAUCUAAUAAUAAUAAAUAGUAAAACUUUUGUAAUUAAAAUCUACCAAAUUAUAAUUUCUAUCUUUUCAUUCUCUUAGUCACAUUUUACUUUUUCACUAAACAUCUAAUUUCACAUAAAAAUAUGACUACCAAAAUUUUCUUUUCUUUUUUUUUUUUUUUAAACUAACUCCAGUUGUUCUCACUUAUAAAUAUGGAAAAAUACCGUAUAUACCCCUAGUGAUAUUCAAUUUCUAGACCCACUUUUAGAACCUAGACUAAGACCUCAUUCCCAUCUGACAACCAAAAUUAAUGCAUAAAAGAAAUUAAGAAAAAACAGAGGCUGAAGAUAAUUUAAGAAAAUGGAUUUAUAAUAAUUUUAGAAGGUUAUUUAAAUAAAAGAAGGAAUUUACUUUUAACCACUAAUGUUUGGUAUAACUACACACUAAGUCACCAUAAUAGUUAUUUUUUACAAUAUUAAUUUUUUUCGACAUUUGAUGUUUUUGUAAUGGGCAAAACUGUGAAAUAACCGAAUAUUAUAUACCAAAAUAUAAUAAUACGUUCUAGAGAAUUUAUUUGUCACUCAAAACUUGGUGCUAUAACCAAAAAAAGAAAAGAAAAUAAAAAUUAAUAAACUUUAAUCUGAUAUAAUUAUAUUAAUAAUGUGGAUGUGCACAAGAUAGAAGAGUUAUGAGGAUAUUCCAUCUAUAGAGAUCACUCUCUCUGUACCUACUUUGCUUAUAAAUAGAGAUCACUCUCUACAGAAUAAGAUGUACUUGAAGAAAUUUUUCUUCUGCAGUUUUUUUUUUUUUUAUAACACGUUAUCAGCACGAGUCUCUAAUCAAUUAAGAAGAUUAUAGGGUUUAGAUGCCGCCAUAGUCGCCGGAGCAAUCAACAGGAGAUUAGGGUUUCCCCAAUCAAUAAUUUUUUCUUAAUUCGAAGGUGUUCACAGCAUUGAACGUCCCUUUCUAAUGGAUCAACACAAUUCGCUCAGAUUUUUCCAUCUCUACGCUUUUACUUGUGAAUAAAAGUAUAUACAAGCAUUAUUUUGAUCUAACUGUAUAUACUUCCAAUAUUAGGGGCAUUGCAAAUAUUGCUUCAAUAAGGAGGUUAAAGAACCUGAUUAGAAUGUAAAAUAUUAGUUUGUUAAUCAUUCUAGAACCAAUGUUGCACUCUGAUAGGUUAGAUAGCACACGAAGGACACUAAAUUUUGAUCUUGCAUUUUCAUCACAUAAUAGUAAAAUCUGGAUUUUUGCAAAUCAUGUUUUUCAAAUCAAAACAAUAGGAGAAUCGGAUCAAAGUUUGCAUAUGGAGGUUGUACAGACUAACUUGCAGGAAAAGAUGCUCAUAUCUGCGGUAUAUGCCAACAGCCAAAUCAACACGGCAUGAUCGUCAAAGUUCAUGGUAAAAUGCGUGAUUAUUCGACACAGCAUGCUGAAAAAGCUUGGAUGAUAGAAGGUGAUUUUAAUGUUAUACGCCGGGUUGAGGAAUAAGUAGGUUUUCUGAACCGGAUCAUCUUCCUAUGGAGGAUUUUAAUGGUUGUAUUAAUAAUUGUAAGCUCAUGGAGCUGUCAACGUUGGGCUCUGAUUUCACACAAGACAUACGGAGUGGGUGCAAAAAGGUUGAUAGGCAUUAGACUCCAAAAUAAAUUUGGGUCUUUUUGGCAGGUGGAUUUGGCCGCCAACCAAAGAGACAGAGUUUCUAUAAUAUUGGUGUUCAAAUCGGAGAAGGAUUAGUAAUUGUUAUUCAAUUAGGCUUCGUUUGAUUAGAUUGAAUUGCAAUUGAAUUGGAAUUACAACUAUUAAAUUGAAAAUGAGAUAUUAAUAUUGUAAUUCAAUUUCAAUUCUCUUGUUUGGGAGAUCUUGAAAAUUUACUAUAAUUAAGGUUCUAAUUCCAAUUCUUGCGUUUGGAUG